This is a messenger RNA of Schistocerca americana (American grasshopper), 1198 nucleotides long. RefSeq names its product GTP-binding protein Rheb homolog. The record is from RefSeq and is a predicted model, not a curated record. The transcript is spliced from 5 exons. Bases 198 to 746 code for a protein of 182 amino acids. Gene Ontology annotation, molecular function: GTPase activity; GDP binding; GTP binding. NCBI's taxonomy places the organism in Eukaryota, Metazoa, Arthropoda, Insecta, Orthoptera, Acrididae. Gene Ontology annotation, cellular component: plasma membrane. Gene Ontology annotation, biological process: small GTPase-mediated signal transduction.
CUCCUUGGUCUCGAAUGACGCAAGUGAUGUAAAGGUGAUCUGUGGUGUUUGAAUGAUUGCUGGUACUGAUGCCAGUGUCGUAUUGUGUGACAGGAAGUUAAGUGCAGGUUAAACGUUUAUUUCUUGGCUAUAUGUGUGUAAGUUUCUGUACCACACAAGUGAAUGACUGUGUUUUUAACUGAUAUUGUGAAAUAACAAUGCCACCCAAGCAGAGAAAGAUAGCGAUUAUGGGGUACAGGUCUGUUGGGAAAUCUUCCCUAAGCAUACAGUUCGUGGAAGGGCAGUUUGUCGAUUCAUACGACCCUACAAUUGAAAAUACUUUUACAAAAUCGACUCGUGUCAACAGUCAAGAAUAUGAACUUAAACUAGUGGAUACUGCUGGUCAAGAUGAAUAUUCUAUAUUUCCAGCACAAUAUUCAAUGGAUAUUCAUGGUUAUGUACUUGUGUAUUCAAUUGACUCUGCAAAAUCAUUUGAAGUUGUACAAAUAAUAUAUGACAAACUACUUGAUAUGACAGGAAAAGUCCAUGUUCCAAUUGUUUUGGUUGGAAAUAAAACUGAUCUGCACAUGGACCGAAUUGUAAGCAGUGAGGAAGGAAAGAGGUUGGCUGAUUCCUGGAAAGCUGCAUUCCUUGAGGCGUCAGCAAAACAGAAUGAGUCUGUUGCAGAUAUUUUUCACACGGCAUUGUUGGAAAUAGAAAAAGCCAAUGGCAAUGUACAAGAAAAAUCGAGUUGCACCAUUUCUUGAAAGAAGAUUAUUUUAGCUGAAGUUGCACAUAUAAUAUACAAAUGUUAUUUUUUGUUUCUUUUGAAUAACAUUUUUAUUGUAAUAUUGUGUUUUAUAGGAUUUAUUUGUACCAAUUUAUCAAUUAUAAUCAUGUGAUUAUAACCUCUCAAUAUGAUAUGUAUCUAAUGUGUAUAUUUUGUAUUUAGGGAUGGUAUAUGUUGAUUUAAUGUGUUGUACACUGAAAUUAUUUUAGAGAAAUUUGUAUAAAAGUUCAGUUUUAAUAGUAAUUUGGAAAAUAAUCUGUUAAAUAUUUUGCUUGUGUACAUAUGUGUAAAGGUUGAUCACUUACACAGAACUGACAGGUUAGCAAUAUCUUUAAGAUUUUGAAUGACACGUCCAGUGUUACUGUGUGAAUGAAACCAUUUAAACCAUGUAGUGCUACAGAAUUCUGAAUAAACUGUCAUAAUGGUUUA